Molecule: messenger RNA, 1689 nt
Organism: Botrytis byssoidea
Lineage: Eukaryota; Fungi; Ascomycota; Leotiomycetes; Helotiales; Sclerotiniaceae
Exons: 3
Coding region: 387-1616 (409 amino acids)
Cellular component (GO): cytosol
Molecular function (GO): tRNA-guanosine(34) queuine transglycosylase activity
Source: RefSeq, a predicted model, not a curated record
CCGGUCUACCAGGUUCACCAGGUUCACCAGGUUCCCUCUACUUGCUUACCUAAGUAGUCUGUGGAAGGCUGAGAUAUCGAACCACGUGAGAACCCUCCCACCCAGAUAUCAAGUACUAUCAACGGAGAAUUCAAGGGGGAAUUUCCGGGAACCCCAGUCUAUAAUACCUUCUAGCGUCGACUCUGUACAACUCCCGCAUACCGGGUAUAACCUUAGCCUCGUGUCGAGCAUAGGCAAGGCUGUGAUCAAUACCCCACCAGGGCCACCAUCCACGUUCAAAUCUAAUAAUACUUGUAACUCCUUCAAGAAAUAUUCCGAGACAUUUUAUAAGAUUAUCGAAUUUAAACAAAAAUUAACAAAAAAAAAAAAAAAAAAGAAAUCCAGAUAUGAUGGCGGCUUCAAAAGCUCCUAUGCCCUCGGCUUUAACCUUCGAGUUAUUGGCUCGUUGCUCUACAACAAAAGCAAGAGCCGCCAAUUUGACUUUACCUCAUGGGCCAGUCCAAUUACCCAUGUUCAUGCCAGUGGCCACACAAGCAUCAUUAAAAGGGUUGACUCCGCAACAACUGGAAGACACAGGUUGUCGUUUAUGCUUGAACAACACCUAUCACCUAGGCUUGAAACCAGGGCAGGAAGUUUUAGACAAAGUUGGGGGAGCGCAUAAGUUACAAGGAUGGAACCACAAUAUAUUAACAGAUAGUGGAGGUUUUCAAAUGGUCAGUCUCCUAAAAUUGGCCAAUAUCACAGAGGAAGGUGUCCGAUUUUUGAGUCCGCAUGAUGGAUCCCCUAUGUUACUCACGCCUGAGCAUUCAAUGUCUCUUCAAAAUUCCAUAGGAAGCGACAUUAUUAUGCAACUCGAUGAUGUGUUAGUUACUACCUCCCCCGAUGCCGAAAGAAUGAAAGUAGCCAUGGAAAGAAGUGUAAGAUGGCUCGAUCGAUGUAUUACCGCACACGCGAACCCGACGACACAAAAUCUGUUCUGCAUUAUACAAGGAGGAUUGGAUUUAGAGUUGAGGAAAAAAUGCUGUGAAGAGAUGGUCGCAAGAGGGACACCAGGUAUUGCAAUAGGUGGGUUAAGUGGUGGUGAAGCCAAGUCAGAUUAUUGUCGUGUAGUAAAUACAUGUACAAGUCUCUUGCCAGAUAAUAAGCCCAGAUAUGUGAUGGGAAUUGGAUAUCCUGAAGAUUUGGUAGUCAGUGUGGCAUUAGGCGCAGACAUGUUCGAUUGUGUAUGGCCUACUCGCACAGCGCGAUUUGGAAACGCAAUCACCAAACAUGGAGUCCUAAAUUUACGACACGCAUCUUACGCGAACGAUUUUAGACCAGUGGAAGAAGGAUGUGGAUGCAUAUGCUGCAGAACAGGAGAUGGCGGUCUGGGUAUUACCAGAGCAUAUGUUCACCAUUUAGCUGCUAAAGAGACUGUUGGUGCACAUCUACUCACCAUGCAUAAUGUUUGGUAUCAACUGGAGUUGAUGAGAAAUGCUAGGAAAGCUAUUAUCGAAGAUAGAUAUCCCGCUUUCAUUAAGAAGUUCUUUGCAGAUCUUCAUGGUGGUGAGAAAUCUAAAUAUCCAGAUUGGGCAGUAGAAGCAUUACGAACAGUUGGUGUUGAUCUAAUGGAGUGAUGAGAGAAGAUUUUAGGAUUAAUAAGAGAUGAAUAGAUAGGUACCUACCAAUAGUAAAAUAUUUUGAAGAGAA